Molecule: messenger RNA, 1443 nt
Organism: Chrysemys picta bellii (western painted turtle)
Lineage: Eukaryota; Metazoa; Chordata; Testudines; Emydidae
Gene: AMMECR1
Product: AMMECR nuclear protein 1
Cellular component (GO): nucleus
Source: RefSeq, a predicted model, not a curated record
UUUCGGGCCCUUCCCCGGCGGGGAGCUGCCGGGCAGGGGCCAGGGAAGGUGGCUGCGCCCCGCGAGGUGCGGGGCCUGGCACGCCGCGGCGGCUCUAACUCCGCUCUCUCUUUCUCCCCAUUCAUCCUUCCCUGCCCCCUCCCCGUUGCAGGCGGAGCGGGCCCGGGAGGAGGCGGAGCAGGCGGCCGCACGUCCCCCGGCCGGCCGGCCGGCCCCCCCGCUAUGGGUCGGAAGCGCUGCGUGGGGGGAGACGGCUCCAAGAUGGCGGCGGGUUGCUGCGGGGUGAAGAAGCAGAAACUCUCCAGUUCCCCUCCCUCGGGCUCGGCCGGCCCGGGGGGCGGCGGCGGCAGCUCCCACUGCGGAGGGGCGGCGGCAGCGGGCGGCGAGCCGGGGGCGCUACCCCCGCCGGGGAUCGCCCGCCUCAACGGCCUGGGGGGGCUGGCGGGGGGCGCCGCCGGCUGCGUCCUGUCCCGUCUGCCGCCCAACUGCGGCGGGGGCCCCGGCGGCCUCUCCCCCGCGGCCGCCUCGCUGCUCGCCUCCCCCGGGGCCGGCUCCGGCGGGCCCGGCUGCAGGAAGAUGGUGGUGUCGGCCGAGAUGUGCUGCUUCUGCUUCGAUGUGCUCUACUGUCACCUGUACGGCUACCAGCCCCCGCGGAGCCCCCGCUUCACCAACGACCCCUACCCGCUGUUUGUAACGUGGAAGAUUGGUCGAGAUAAACGAUUGCGUGGAUGCAUAGGUACUUUUUCAGCCAUGAACCUGCAUUCAGGACUCAGGGAGUACACACUUACUAGUGCCCUUAAAGAUAGCCGUUUCCCCCCAAUGACGAGGGAUGAGCUGCCACGGCUUUUCUGCUCAGUGUCUCUACUCACUAAUUUUGAAGAUGUAUGUGAUUACUUGGACUGGGAGGUGGGUGUACAUGGCAUUAGAAUAGAAUUCAUCAAUGAAAAAGGAUCAAAACGCACCGCCACCUACUUACCGGAGGUUGCAAAGGAGCAAGGAUGGGACCACAUUCAGACCAUAGAUUCCUUAUUGAGGAAAGGAGGCUACAAAGCUCCAAUUACUAAUGAGUUCAGGAAAACCAUAAAACUGACCAGGUACCGUAGUGAGAAGAUGACCAUGAGCUACACAGAGUACCUUGCCCAUCGUCAGCAUCAUCACUUCCAAAAUGGCAUUGGGCACCCCCUUCCACCAUACAACCAUUAUUCCUGACACUGAGCCACAUGACCAGUCACUGGACCUCUCUGCAGACCUCUUCCCAGGAGACCCCGCCCCUUCCUGGUCUAGCUAUCUCUAUUACUGUACCAUUUUAUGAUGAUAGUUUCCGUUGCCAUGUUGACGCUUCUCCUUGGUUGGUCAAGUUCAUCGUGGCAACGGGUGAGAAAACUGCAUUAUUACAAACUCCCAUAAUUCUUUUUUAUUGAGUCACUGCGGGGUUUUUUUUUA